CCUUUUUCAUCACAUUUGAUGCGGGUCCGCACAUUUGUUUUAUGGGUUGUUUUACCUUUACUUCUAGACCAAACAGGGCAACAUUUCGUGCUUUCACAGCUCCCCCCCCCCCCCCUUCUCUCUCUCUCUCUCUCUCUCUCUCUCUAGAAAACUCUGCUUAUAAAUAAGACACCAACUCUUUCUUCUCUCCUCAAGCAUUCAAAGCUUCAAACAACCACCCGACUUUUCUCUGUACACUCCACCCUCUUUCCAAGCUCUGAUUGCUUUUUACUUUUCGAACCACAAUAUAUUACAAACCCUUUAUUUGGGGAAAGCUAUGGCGGCUGUUGGCAAACUCUCUGCCGCGGCGGCAGUUAUGGUGGUUGUAGCCAUCGUUACGGUUUCAGCCGAUCCUGAUUUGCUUCAAGAUGUUUGCGUCGCCGAUCUUGCUUCCGGAGUGAAGUUGAAUGGAUUUUCAUGCAAGCCGACCUUCAAUGCAUCAGACUUCUUCUUUGAUGGGCUAGCCAAACCAGGCCUAACCAACAACACAAUGGGCUCAAAGGUGACUCCAGCCAAUGUGGAGAAAAUCCCAGGGCUCAACACCCUUGGCGUCUCACUCUCCCGUAUCGACUAUGCACCGGACGGGCUCAACCCUCCCCACACCCACCCACGGGCUACCGAGAUAGUCUUCGUGCUCGACGGGGAAUUGGAUGUGGGUUUUAUCACCACUGCCAAUGUACUUGUUUCCAAAACAAUCAAGACGGGUGAGAUAUUUGUGUUUCCAAGGGGUUUGGUUCAUUUCCAAAAGAACAAUGGGAAGGUUCCGGCGGCUGUUAUUGCCGCCUUCAACAGCCAGUUGCCCGGCACACAGUCCAUUGCUGUAACGCUGUUUGCGGCAACACCCACUGUGCCGGACCACGUGUUGACCAAGGCUUUUCAGGUUGGGACCAAGGAGAUUGAGAAAAUCAAGUCCAGACUUGCACCAAAGUAGGGACAAUAUAUAGAUUGCAUGGGGGAUAUUGUUGUUUCCUUCGUUAUUUAAGUGAUAAAGGAUUCAAUUGAUUAACUUAAGAAUUUCAUUUGUAUGGGAACAUGUCUUAUUCUCCUACUCCAAGAUUUGAAUUUCGUUUGUAUGUGAA
Molecule: messenger RNA, 1118 nt
Organism: Rhododendron vialii
Lineage: Eukaryota; Viridiplantae; Streptophyta; Magnoliopsida; Ericales; Ericaceae
Product: germin-like protein 5-1
Exons: 2
Coding region: 317-970 (217 amino acids)
Biological process (GO): regulation of root development; plasmodesmata-mediated intercellular transport
Cellular component (GO): cell wall; plasmodesma
Molecular function (GO): manganese ion binding
Source: RefSeq, a predicted model, not a curated record